This is a messenger RNA of Topomyia yanbarensis, 372 nucleotides long. RefSeq names its product histone H4-like. Gene Ontology annotation, cellular component: nucleosome. The coding region runs from base 1 to 372 and encodes 123 amino acids. Lineage: Eukaryota; Metazoa; Arthropoda; Insecta; Diptera; Culicidae. Gene Ontology annotation, molecular function: structural constituent of chromatin; protein heterodimerization activity; DNA binding. Gene Ontology annotation, biological process: nucleosome assembly. The record is from RefSeq and is a predicted model, not a curated record. The transcript has 2 exons.
AUGGGCCGAAUUGCAACAUUCGGUAUUGGAAUCUCGCUGCUGCUACUGCUGCUGCAGAAGAUGACUGGCCGUGGCAAAGGAGGAAAAGGGCUCGGCAAGGGAGGCGCUAAGCGGCACCGCAAGGUGCUUCGUGACAAUAUCCAGGGCAUCACCAAACCCGCCAUUCGUCGUCUGGCUCGACGUGGAGGAGUGAAGCGAAUCUCCGGUUUGAUAUACGAGGAAACCCGUGGUGUGCUGAAGAUUUUUCUGGAAAACGUUAUCCGGGACGCUGUGACGUACACUGAACAUGCCAAACGGAAGACCGUCACUGCGAUGGAUGUCGUCUAUGCGCUUAAACGCCAGGGACGCACAUUGUACGGUUUUGGUGGUUAA